Molecule: messenger RNA, 177 nt
Organism: Plasmopara halstedii
Lineage: Eukaryota; Oomycota; Peronosporomycetes; Peronosporales; Peronosporaceae
Exons: 2
Coding region: 1-177 (58 amino acids)
Source: RefSeq, a predicted model, not a curated record
AUGGGUAUUCAAUCAAAUGAACCUAAAAAAAUAUUCGUCAAUUCGCCUCUCUCCACAGGAAGCUGCCGCGGCGAGCAACCGCGUUCAUUAGGUUACCUGAAAAAAAAACUUAAGCUGUUUAUAUCUGUCUCAGCAGGAUUUACUCUGGAGACCGCGCAUAUUGUUGCUCACUUCUGA